AUUUCCCAACCUCUUAAUUAUUUUCUUCAACUCUCUCUCUCUCGUAAAUCAGAUUCCUAUGGCCACCACUACCACCGCCACCACCAACAAUCGUUGACAUGCCACCGCCACAACAACCACCACCAAUCAGAAACAGCCACGUCAACCUCCCCGAUCUCCUCCUCACCGCCCUCUCCGUCUUCUACCUCUUCUCCUCCUCCUCCUCCAAAAUUAAACCCCCACUCCCCAAUUUCCCAUCCUACCCUCGCCGAUUCAUCAAAAUUCCCACAAUGUCCCUCCACCACCACAACCACCACCGCAGCUUCGCCACGCCGCAGUCGCUCUCCGACUGGCUCAAGCCGCGCCUCCGCUCCGACUCGCUCGCCUCCUGGGGCGUCAAACCAGGGACCAAGAACGUCCACAACCUCUGGCUCGAGCUCUCCGAAGGCGAAAGCUCCCUAGCCGACUCCACCCCGCCGGUUCGGACCGUCCACGUCGUCACGGUUCGGGUCAUCGACGAUCGGAACCGGGUCCUGGUCGAAUCGGAGCAAGAACUCUCCGACGGCAGCGUCAGGACACGUGGCAGGCCUCUAUCGGAGAAGAUGAAGCCCGGGGAGGAUCCGAUAACGGCGGCGAACCGGGCCGUGUUGGAGGAGCUCGGGUCGGUACUGAACGGGUCGGGUCAAGUGAAGAUUGUGCCCGGUUCGUAUAGCAAGAAGGUGGAGGAGAGAAGCUCGGCGAGUUAUCCGGGGCUGCCGGCGUGUUACGAGGUGCAUUCGGUGGAUGCGACGGUGGAGGGGUUGCCGGAGGAGGAUUUCGUGACGGAGGAGGAGCAUGAGUAUGCGGAUUCCGGCGAGAGGCGUGUUGCGAAUGAGGCUGUGUCUGUGAAGAAGCAUUUCUGGAAAUGGGUUAGUCCUGAUUCGAUAAACUCUUGAGCUCAAUUCAUAGAAAUGUGUUUUGUUUAUAUAGAGAUCUCAUUCGAAAUGUAAUGUAGUAGUAGAGUUGUUUCGAGUUUGAUUGAUACCGUUUUGAUAGUUAAGAGUUGUUUCUUGAUUCAAUUCGUAUAGAAUGUACCACGUACUUUUGCUUUUUGAUCAUAAUGAAUAGAGUUUUU
This is a messenger RNA of Fragaria vesca subsp. vesca, 1093 nucleotides long. RefSeq lists its product as uncharacterized. NCBI's taxonomy places the organism in Eukaryota, Viridiplantae, Streptophyta, Magnoliopsida, Rosales, Rosaceae. The record is from RefSeq and is a predicted model, not a curated record. The transcript has a single exon. The coding region runs from base 99 to 914 and encodes 271 amino acids.